AUGCUUGUGCACAGCUACCCGGGCAUGGACCGCGCCGAGGGGCUGCCCGGGGCGCCGGCCGGGGCCCGCCUGCCGCAGCUGCCCUCGCUCAACCAGGCGCCCUACGGCUCGGCGCCGCCGCUCUGCCACACGCCCGCCGCCGACUUCCAGCCGCCCUACUUCCCCCCGCCGUACCCGCAGCCUCCGUUGCCCUACCCGCAGGGCCAGGAGCCCGCUUACCCUCACCUGGCGGACCCGUACGCGGCGCUCAGCCCUCUGCACCAGCACCAGCAGCCCGCUUGGCCCCCGCAGCGAGGCCGGCAGGACGAGCCGGGGCUGCUCUCGCAGACCCACCGCGCCCUGGGGCUCGACCCCCGCCGCGAUUACCCAGCCGUACCCCGUCUGCUCCACGGGCUGCCCGACGGUGGCCACGGCCUCGCCGACGGCCCGCUAGGCCUCCACGGCCUCGGCCACCACGGCCUCGAGGACAUCCAGGCCGUGGACGACGGCGGGAUGAACCUGCUCGAUCAGUCCGUGAUCAAGAAAGUGCCCAUCCCCUCGAAGGCCAACGGCACCACCAUCUCCACCCUAUCCAUGAACAAAGAUGCCCUGAUCGGAGGGGUCACGAAUCCCAACGAGGUUUUCUGCUCCGUGCCCGGCCGCCUCUCCCUCCUCAGCUCCACCUCCAAGUACAAGGUGACGGUCGGGGAGGUGCAGAGGAGGCUUUCACCCCCCGAGUGUCUCAACGCCUCUCUCCUUGGUGGAGUCCUCCGCAGAGCCAAAUCAAAAAAUGGGGGUCGGUGUUUAAGAGAAAGGUUAGAGAAAAUUGGACUAAAUCUACCUGCAGGAAGGCGCAAAGCUGCCAACGUCACCCUGCUCACAUCCCUCGUGGAAGGUGAGGCCAUUCACCUGGCUCGAGAUUUCGGGUACGUCUGUGAAACGGAGUUCCCAGCCAAGGCAGCAGCAGAGUACCUGUGCCGGCAGCACUCCGACCCCACGGAGCUCCACACCAGGAAAAACAUGCUGCUGGCUACCAAGCAAAUUUGCAAGGAGUUUGCAGACCUGAUAGCCCAGGACCGCUCUCCACUGGGGAACAGCCGCCCCUCGCUCAUCCUGGAGCCCGGAGUGCAGAGCUGUUUGACUCAUUUCAGCCUGAUAACCCACGGCUUCGGGGGCCCGGCCAUCUGUGCCGCCCUCACCGCCUUCCAGAACUACCUGGUGGAGUCCCUCAAGGGGCUGGAUAAAAUAUUCAUGAACAGCACAGGGAACGGGCACACGACCGGGGACACCAAAGCAUCAGACAAAGAGGUGAAGCAUCGGAAAUAACAGCGCUGCUUGCCCCGGUGGGAGCUCCCCCCGGGCACCCGCGAUGGCUCCAGGGGGAAGGGUGACCCAGUGCACUGUUCUCUGAACUGCUGAGGUUGAGCGUGUGAGGAAACUCCUAAAGCAAGCAGAGAAAACACAGGGAAAAAAAAAAAAAAAGAAGAUUUAAAGAAUUUAAGAAGCAAACAGUGCUAAUGAACGUAGUGAGAUUGAGAAAAGCCAGGCUGAUGGCUUUGGGGGUUUGCCUUUUGCCUUUUUUUUUUUUUUUUUUUUUUUUUAAUGUGGAUGCAGGAAGCCAAGUCAUGUGCAAUUUUGAUUUUAUUUUGCUUUUUAAAAAACCCACAGUGAAAUCCUGGCAUUCUCCAGGAGCUUGCUCCAGCUGAAAAAACUGAGAGGAAUGAGCAAAAGCCUCAUCAGUGCAAGACCCAGAGCAGGAGCAGCCGAGGGCAGGGGGACAGAGCCCUGGCUCUACCUGGAUUUAUCCACUGGUGUUGAGGCAAACACACGGGAAACCUUCCCAUUUCCCCACCCACAGCCCAGCCCUGUGACCAGGACAAGGAAAAUUGCUGGCAGAACUGCUGUGGAUUUAAAGCAGUUCCAGGACUUGUUUACAGCUUCAAACUGAGAUUCACUGUGGAUUUUCCUGUGGGCUGAGGAGCCCCAAGCCACGGCACGAGGGAGGAACAACCACAGAGCCAACAGGUCCCAGGGCAGGACCGAGGGGAGUCCCCCUGGCUGCUGCCCUCCCGGCUAGGGAUAAAGCAGGUGAACUUAAAUCCAGGACUAAAUAAAACUCCACAACUUACAGAAAACAGCACACAAGUU
Molecule: messenger RNA, 2127 nt
Organism: Cinclus cinclus
Lineage: Eukaryota; Metazoa; Chordata; Aves; Passeriformes; Cinclidae
Gene: TFAP2E
Product: transcription factor AP-2 epsilon
Exons: 7
Coding region: 1-1305 (434 amino acids)
Biological process (GO): regulation of transcription by RNA polymerase II; anatomical structure development; regulation of cell population proliferation
Cellular component (GO): nucleus
Molecular function (GO): DNA-binding transcription factor activity, RNA polymerase II-specific; RNA polymerase II transcription regulatory region sequence-specific DNA binding
Source: RefSeq, a predicted model, not a curated record